AUGUUCCGCCCACCCCAACGAGUCAUAUCAUCCCCAUUAAGACGCAACCAAGAACGUCACUAUAGGAAAUUCGGUAACCCUCCUUACACUAGCGAGCGAUUCCAUGCGAAGCUCCUCGGAAAAGACCAACGACCGGAACGUGACGAGGCGAAUCACGUGCCCCGAGAGCACUCUUGCGACAAUCCCCUACCCUCCAUCGAGGAUCCAGAAGCCAACAUUCACUUUGACGAGUACCACGGUGUUCGAAACUACUCUGAAGAACCCGCCGACGCAUUGUUGGCAGACAUUAGAGCGCGCCUUGAGCGCCUUGACCAAUACGACGCACUCGCUUACCAAGCUGGCUUCAACAAGAAGAGAUCUCGCUUCCGCACUCCUACUCCGUACCCUCGUUUCGACGAUGUUGAUUCCGAUUCGGACGAGCCGAGCCCUAAGCGAGCCAGACACGACAAUUAUGAACACCCCGUGAAGGCCUAUGAUUGGGCAGGCCUUAGUAUCACCCCGGGCUGUCCGUACCAUACGCUAGAUCGCGGCGUCUCUUCUUCUCUCCAACUGACUGUGGAGAACGUGGCGAGGUUGGAUAGCUUCGAGGGACUUGGUGGAACGACCCUUGGAUCGCAAGAUUCUGACGUCAGUUGGAAGCCAUCGGAGAGUGUGAGUGUAAGUGAGGAUACUCUUUGUGGAAGCAGCAGUGGAUAUGAAGGGGAUGUAGAGAAGGGGUUUGGCGCUCCGGAGAAAUAUAGCGAGGAUGAAGAGGAGGAAUAUGACGAGGAUGAAGAUGAGGAAAGUGAGGAUACUCUUUGUGGAAGCGUUAGUGGAUAUGAAGGGGACGUGGAGUGGUUUAGUGCGGAGGAGGAAUAUAACGAGGACGAAGAGGAGGAAAGUGAUUCGGAGGAGGAGUUUUACGAUGGUGUUAUGGUUCAUAUGGCGCAGAUGGAGGAGGGAAGAGAUUUUCAGGAGAAUUUCGAUGAGUUUUAG
Messenger RNA from Hymenoscyphus albidus, 975 nucleotides. The record is from the annotation of a GenBank genome assembly. Lineage: Eukaryota; Fungi; Ascomycota; Leotiomycetes; Helotiales; Helotiaceae.